Molecule: messenger RNA, 1710 nt
Organism: Capsella rubella
Lineage: Eukaryota; Viridiplantae; Streptophyta; Magnoliopsida; Brassicales; Brassicaceae
Product: arogenate dehydratase/prephenate dehydratase 6, chloroplastic
Exons: 1
Coding region: 321-1544 (407 amino acids)
Biological process (GO): L-phenylalanine biosynthetic process
Cellular component (GO): cytoplasm; chloroplast
Molecular function (GO): arogenate dehydratase activity; prephenate dehydratase activity
Source: RefSeq, a predicted model, not a curated record
AAUAAAAUAAACCUGAAAUCAUUCCUCCGCGCUGUAGUGCGGAUCCGAUCCUAGUGUAUUUGGAUUUGCAAAUCAAAAACAAUGUAAACUCCGGAUCGGGUCGGUUUUAGUUGAAUUUCGGUCAACUGCCGGUAUGAUUUAUUCAACUGUGACUUGUAAAGGUGGGUUGUGGUAGGUAGAGAUUUGGCCACACAAACGAACUGUACCCUACACUUUUGCUUUUUCCUUGAGCUCGAAAAUUCUAAUUCGUUGACUUGACGCCAUUGCCUAGCAAUGAAAGCUGUAUAUCAUCUUCUUCUUCUCCACACAAUCUGAACCCAAUGUUAGGGGCAAGUCAGCCGGCGCCGGCAACUGCACGAAUGGCGCGUUCUGGUCGUUCUGAAUGGCAGACCUCUUGCGCUAUUCUAACAAGCAAGGUUGUUUCUCAAGAGCAAUCUGAAUCUUUACCAGUCCCUCCAGUUUCCGGCGGAUUUGAUCAUGUGCCUGCCGUUAACGGCCAUCAUAGCGCCGCGCAAAUGAAUCUAGUUCCGAUUGAGAAAUCUGAUGGCAAUCCUUUGGUCCCGCAGCAUCGUCAUCAUCAGCAGAAGCCUCUCAGCGUCACGGAUCUCUCACCGGCUCCGAUGCACGGAUCUAAUCUACGUGUAGCGUAUCAAGGUGUUCCUGGCGCUUACUCUGAAGCAGCCGCCGGUAAAGCUUAUCCUAAUUGUCAAGCUGUACCUUGCGAUCAAUUUGAGGUAGCGUUUCAAGCGGUGGAGCUUUGGAUCGCAGAUCGUGCUGUGUUACCGGUUGAGAACUCUCUCGGCGGUUCUAUUCACCGUAAUUACGAUCUUCUCCUCCGUCAUCGUCUUCACAUCGUCGGCGAAGUUCAGCUCCCUGUUCAUCACUGUCUAUUGGCUCUUCCCGGCGUCCGCAAAGAGUUCCUCACGCGCGUGAUCUCACACCCUCAAGGACUCGCUCAGUGUGAGCACACGCUUACCAAGCUGGGACUCAAUGUCGCACGUGAAGCCGUCGACGACACCGCUGGAGCCGCUGAGUUCAUAGCCGCUAACAACCUCCGUGACACAGCUGCAAUAGCGAGCGCACGCGCCGCCGAGAUUUAUGGUUUGGAGAUUUUAGAAGACGGGAUCCAAGACGACGCGAGUAACGUGACGCGCUUCGUGAUGCUGGCGCGUGAGCCAAUCAUACCAAGAACAGAUCGGCCGUUCAAAACUAGCAUCGUGUUCGCUCACGAGAAAGGCACGAGCGUGCUUUACAAGGUGCUUUCGGCUUUUGCCUUCAGGGACAUAAGCUUGACGAAGAUCGAAUCGAGGCCGAAUCAUAACCGUCCGAUCAGGGUUGUCGAUGAUGCGAACGUCGGGACGGCGAAGCAUUUCGAGUACAUGUUCUACGUCGACUUUGAGGCCUCCAUGGCGGAGACGCGUGCUCAGAAUGCGUUAGCCGAGGUACAAGAGUUUACGUCGUUCUUGCGUGUGCUAGGGAGUUAUCCCAUGGAUAUGACUCCUUGGUCACCAUCAUCGUCAACAUCAUGUACUUCUUCAUCGUAACCAUACCAUACAACUGAAAAUGUAAAUUUGUAGAUGACAACGAAUUUUUUUUUUUUUUUGUUGAUCCCGUGUGUUUACAAUUUAGAAAGUUACCCUAAACAUUUUACUCGUUUCUAAAGAAAAAACGCUAGUCGAAAGUUUGGAUUGUGAGUUAAUUUUUAGGCCU